GAACAAGAUGGAGCUGUCUGCAGUGGGAGAGCGGGUGUUUGCGGCCGAAUCCAUCAUCAAGCGGCGGAUCCGAAAGGGACGCAUCGAAUACCUGGUGAAAUGGAAAGGUUGGGCCAUCAAGUACAGCACUUGGGAACCGGAGGAAAACAUCUUGGACUCCAGGCUGAUCGCAGCUUUCGAGCAGAAGGAGAGGGAGCGGGAACUGUAUGGGCCGAAGAAGAGGGGACCCAAGCCGAAAACUUUCCUGCUGAAGGCCCGUGCCCAGGCCGAGGCCUUGCGCAUCGGCGACGUCCACUUCUCGGUCAAGCCCGGCUCCAGCGCGACGUCCCCUAAGCUGCACUCCAGCGCCGCGGUGCAUCGGCUCAAGAAGGACAUCCGUCGCUGCCACCGUAUGUCGCGCCGCCCUCUGCCCCGGCCGGACCCCCAGAGCAGCGGGGGGCCGGGGGCCGGCCCGGGCAUGAGGCCUCCCAUCUCGCCCUUCUCGGAGACGGUGAGGAUCAUCAACCGCAAGGUGAAGCCGCGGGAGCCCAAGCGCAGCCGCAUCAUCCUCAACCUGAAAGUCAUCGACAAGAGCGCCAAGGGCUCAGCAGGCGGCGGCGGCGGCGCGGGCGGGGGGCCCCUGGCUCGCCCCAAGAUCCCCUCCCGGAACCGAGUCAUCGGCAAGAGCAAGAAGUUCAGCGAGAGCGUCCUGCGCACGCAGCUCCGCCACAUGAAGUUCGGGGCUUUCUCCAUCUACAACAAGCCCCCGGCCGGCCCCGCCGCGCCCCCGCUGCCAGCCGGAAAGCCGGAGGCCGGCUCCUCCCAGGGCUCCGCCCCGCCCCCCCGGGGGCUCAUCCUGGGCGCCGCCCCCUACGACGUCCGCAGCUCGGGCUCCUCAGGGUGCCCCUCGCCGACGCCCCACUCCUCCUCCGACCCCGACGACUCGCCCCCCAAGCUUCUCCCGGAGACCCUGAGCCCGGCGGUCCCCGACUGGCGCGAGUCCGAGGUCCUCGACCUGUCCAUCCCGCCUGAGUCUGCGGCGACCAGCAAGCGGGCGCCCCCUGGCGGCGGGGACGGGGGCCACACGCCCCCGUCAUCCUCGCCCCCCGGCUCCUCUUCCGACCCCGAGCAGGAGGCCGGGGACUGGCGCCCCGAGAUGUCGCCCUGCUCCAACGUGGUAGUCACGGAUGUCACCAGCAACCUUCUGACCGUCACCAUCAAGGAGUUCUGCAACCCGGAGGAUUUUGAGAAGGUGGCUCAGGGAGCCGCGGGGGCGGGGCCGGGGCCGGGGAACGGCGGGGGGAGCAAGUGA
Molecule: messenger RNA, 1291 nt
Organism: Gracilinanus agilis (Agile Gracile Mouse Opossum)
Lineage: Eukaryota; Metazoa; Chordata; Mammalia; Didelphimorphia; Didelphidae
Gene: CBX6
Product: chromobox 6
Exons: 5
Coding region: 8-1291 (427 amino acids)
Source: RefSeq, a predicted model, not a curated record